This is a messenger RNA of Mauremys reevesii (Reeves's turtle), 2076 nucleotides long. RefSeq names its product zinc finger protein 850-like. Gene Ontology annotation, molecular function: RNA polymerase II cis-regulatory region sequence-specific DNA binding; DNA-binding transcription factor activity. The annotation marks the transcript as partial. The record is from RefSeq and is a predicted model, not a curated record. NCBI's taxonomy places the organism in Eukaryota, Metazoa, Chordata, Testudines, Geoemydidae. Gene Ontology annotation, biological process: regulation of transcription by RNA polymerase II. The transcript is spliced from 3 exons.
AAAAGCUUCAAUCAGCGCUCACACCUUAUCAGACAUCAGAGAAUCCACACAGGGGAGACGCCUUACACGUGCUCUGAGUGCGGGAAAAGCUUCAGUCAGCCCUCAAGCCUAAUCACACAUCAGAGAAUCCACACAGGGGAGACGCCCUAUACAUGCGCUGAGUGCGGGAAAAGCUUCAGUCUGCGCUCAAACCUUAUCACACACCAGAGAAUCCACACAAGGGAGACACCCUACACGUGCUCUGAGUGCGGGAAACGCUUCAGUCGGCGCUCAAACCUUAUCACACAUCAGAGAAUCCACACAGGGGAGAUGCCCUAUACAUGCACUGAGUGCGGGAAAAGCUUCAGUUGGUGCUCAAGCCUUAUCACACAUCAUAGAAUCCACACCGGGGAGACGCCCUACACGUGCUCUGAGUGCGGGAAAAGCUUCAAUCGGCGCUCACACCUUAUCACACAUCAGAGAAUCCACACAGGAGAGAAGGCCUACACAUGCGCUGAGUGCGGGAAAAGCUUCAAUCGGCGCUCACACCUUAUCACACAUCAGAGAAUCCACACAGGAGAGAAGGCCUACAAAUGCGCUGAGUGCGGGAAAAGCUUCAGUCAGCGCUCAAGCCUUAUCACACAUCAGAGAAUCCACACAGGAGAGAUGCCCUACAGAUGCGCUGAAUGCGGGAAAAGCUUCAGUGUGCGCUCACACCUUAUCACACAUCAGAGAAUCCACACAGGGGAGAAGCCCUACACGUGCGCUGAGUGCAGGAAAAGCUUCAGUCGGCGCUCAAACCUUAUCACACAUCAGAGAAUCCACACUGGGGAGAAGCCCUACACGUGCUCUUGCGGGAAAAGCUUCACUCGGCGCUCAAGCCUUUUCACACAUCAGAGAAUCCACACAGGGGAGAGGCCCUACACAUGCGCUGAGUGCGGGAAAAGCUUCAGUCUGCGCUCAAACCUUAUCACACAUCAGAGAAUCCACACAGGGGAGAGGCCCUACACAUGCGCUGAGUGCGGGAAAAGCUUCAGUCUGCGCUCAAUCCUUAUCACACAUCAGAGAAUUCACACAGGAGAGACGCCCCAUACGUGCGCUGAGUGUGGGAAAAGCUUCCGUCUGCGCUCAAACCUUAUCAUACAUCAGAGAAUCCACACAGGGGAGAAGCCCUACACAUGCUCCGAGUGCAGGAAAAGCUUCAAUCGGCGCUCACACCUUAUCGCACAUCAGCGAAUCCACACAGGAGAGAUGCCCUACACAUGCUCUGAGUGCAGGAAAAGCUUCAAUCGGCACUCACACCUUAUCACACAUCAGAGAAUCCACACAGGAGAGAAGCCCUACACAUGCGCUGAGUGCGGGAAAUGCUUCAUUCAGCGCUCAAUCCUUAUCAGACAUCAGAGAAUCCACACAGGCGAGACACCCUACACGUGCUCUGAGUGCGGGAAAAGCUUCAUUCAGCGCUCACACCUUAUCACACAUCAGAGAAUCCACACAGGAGAAACGCCCUACACAUGCUCUGAGUGCAGGAAAAGCUUCAGUCAGCGCUCAAGCCUUAUCACACAUCAGAGAAUCCACACAGCAGAGACGCCCCGUACGUGCGCUGAGUGCGGGAAAAGCUUCAGUCGGCGCUCAAGCCUUAUCACACAUCAGAAAAUCCACGCAGGGGAGAAGCCCUACACAUGCUCUGAGUGCGGGAAAAGCUUCAGUCGGCGCUCACACCUUAUCACACAUCAGAGAAUCCACACAGGAGAGACGCCCUACACAUGCGCUGAGUGCGGGAAAAGCUUCAGUCGGCGCUCAAGCCUUAUCACACAUCAGAGAAUCCACACAGGAGAGACGCCCUACACGUGCGCUGAGUGCGAGAAAAGCUUCAGUCGGCGCUCACACCUUAUUAGACAUCAGAGAAUCCACACAGGGGACAGGCCCUAUGAAUGCACUGAGUGUGGGAAAACCUUCAAUCGCAGUUCGCACCUUAUUAGGCAUCAAACAAUCCACAGAGGAGAGAGGCCCUAUGAAUGCCGUGAGUGUGGGAAAUGCUUCACUAGCAGCUCAAACCUUUCUCAACAUCAGAGAAUCCACACAGGGGAAAGGCCC